UCACAUGGCUUUGUUUUGAGUUUAUGUAUUUUUCGUUGUAGCUGACUAGCUAGCUAGCUGGUCUAGAAACGUUUUUUCUUCUAUCCAAACGAAGAGAUAUUUAUCUGAUUUAUGUUACAUUGUCGUAGUUUUUAUGAAAGUCAAAAGGGAAAUAUCCUUAGCUAUCUUCUAUCUCUAAAAAAAGCUUAUUCGUUGGCGUUGGUUUGGCUGCUGAGCAGAUAUUCUUUCAUUGGUAUAGAAACCGUCAUGGCGAGUAUGAAUUCUUCUAGUAGCCAGUCGCAGUCGCAAUCUCAAUCACAACAGUCAUCAAGUUCUUCAAGUGGACAUAGUGCGGACAGUCUUUCUACAGUUCCUAUUGAUCACGAUGACACUGAUUAUCAAAAUUUGGAUGACGACCUUGAUAUAGUUGAAGGUUCUAGUUGGGGUAUCCUUACUGCUGUUAACGGUCUUUAUCAAACAAUGGAACUAAAAGAGGAUAUACCGUAUAAGGUAGGUCGAGCCCCUAGCUGUCAAUACUGUAUUUUAGAAGAACAAGGUUUCGACAAAGAGGAUGAGCUUAAAGAGUUGUAUAAAAAAAUUUCGAAAGUCCAUUUCAUAAUAUAUAAAGAAAAAGAUGACCAGUCUGAAGUUGGCUUCACUGUGUAUAUUAAAGAUACGAGCACUAAUGGUAUCUUCGUUAAUGGCGAACAUGUGAAAGGGGCUUCGAGACCUUUGUUAAAUUGUUCGAAAAUAGCCAUAGCAAUGCCGGAUAACGAGGCUUUUAUUUUUAUAAAUGUGCAGGUUCAAAAUCAGGAGUUCCGCCAGUUACCGCGCGAUUUUAACAAGAAAUAUGUGUUAGAAAACGUGAGGCUGGGCGAGGGUGCGACCGGUGUAGUAAAACGAGGCCACGUAAAAACAAGGGAUCAGACAAAAGUUGCUGUUAAAAUUAUCAGAAAGGGAAAAUCCUUAAGCGUUGUCAGAGACUUGACGUACGAGGCAAGUCUAAUGCAACAAAUAAAUCACCCCAAUGUCGUUAAAGUAAAGGACGUAUUCGACACCGACCACGCUGUGUAUAUUGUGCUUGAGUGCGUGAAUGGAGGAGAGUUAUUUGAUUACGUAAAGCAAAAUGGUGCAGUCCCGGAAGACAAAUCCAGAAUUUGGUUUUUGGAAUUACUGGAAGCCGUAGAUUAUUUGCACAGUAAAAACAUUAUACAUCGAGAUUUGAAACCUGAAAAUGUUCUUUUGACAUCAAAGGAUUCCGAUGCAAAAUUAAAAAUAACAGAUUUUGGGUUGAGUCGAAUGGUGGCUGAGCAAUCCUUGCUAAAAACACUUGUUGGAACUUCGUUUUAUCUUGCUCCUGAAAUUGUUGCACCUACUUCUAGGGGAUACACCAGUGCUGUAGAUUUAUGGUCACUGGGCUGCAUUUUGUUUAUCAUGUUAGCAGGCUAUCCUCCGUUCAGUGAUGAGGGUGAAAUUCCCCUUAAUGAUCUCAUACGCACAGGUAACUACACCUUUCACGAAGAAAAAUGGCGUGGAAUUUCUGAAAACGCCAAGAAACUUGUUAAGUCUUUGUUAACAGUGAAUGUUGCAGACAGAAUUACGUUAAGUGCCGCCCUGAGCCACCCUUGGUUUACUGCUCGUAGCGAGCCCUUGCCAGCUGCAAAGCGAAUGAAGAAAAGCGAGGAAUGAGUACUGAGUGUGCGUUGUGCGAUACGGCGUGUUUUUAUAUCUAUAUUAUACGCUUAAUAUUUUCAUAUUUUGACUUUAAACGUUUUUUUAAAGACCUUAAACGAGUGCGCAAUGUUCUACGGUGAAAAUUAUGACCGUAAAAAAUAUUAGCUCCAUUCAUUUGCAGUGCAUUUAUACUUUAAUUAGAUUUUAUUGUAUUUAUUGACAUAGUUAUAUGAUAGUAUCACUUUUCUUUCUGUAAUUGGAAAAAUUUAGACCAUUUGGCUAAAUUUGUUAGUGUUGUCGGACUGCAGCCUACCUAACUCAAUUUAUUUCACGUCGGCAAAAAAUUACCGACAUGACACGUCGUUUGCCUGUUUUACGUCAGCAAACAUGUGUUUCACGCCGGCGAUUUCCAUUUUUGUAAUCGCACGCUUUCAUACACAGCCAACAGUUAAAGUAAGGUAGAAAAUGAGAGCAAAACCUUUGGAAAAUCAAAUUACAUCCAAUAAAAGAAAAAGCAUGCGUACAAAAAUUUGCCGACGCGAAUCAAAAUUUUUUUUUAACACGUCAACAAUUGCCUGCGAAUUAGAAAGGCUGGAUUUUAAACUUUUUUGUUACUCCAAGUACAGUCGACGUUCGAUAUUUGAACUCUCGGGACAUACCAAAUAGUUAUCGUGCGUCGAAGGCUUUUAAAGUUCGGGAUAGCGAAAUACCCGUACUUUUUAACGUUCUUGAUUAAAUUGUUUAGCCGAAAACGGAGAAAGACAAUGUUUUUUUCAGCCAAUGUUUUUACCACGAGCUUGCGCUUGGUAGCAAUUUUUGAAAUAAGGAGGAUUCCAAAUAUCCCAAAUUGUAAACGUUCGAAAGUCUUUUUUACGCAUCAAUCGAACCUUUUAUGUUUUCGUUCGAAAAAUAAGAGAAAAGUUCGAAAUAAACUGAGAGGAGCGGAAAAAUAGUUCGACAAAGCGAAAAUUUGAGAGAACAGAGUUGGUGAUAUUGAACGUAAUUUUGCCUACAACAGACUUUUGAAGAUAUCGAGCGUCGACUGUAUUCGUUUUCUUCAAAAAUAAUUGGCAAUGAUAUCUGUACACGUUCACAGAUUCUUCAAUAAAAAAAACAUGACAGGAUGAUCGCUCCUCUUUAAAAUCCCUAGUCAAAAAUCCUCAAAAUAUUUUAGUGAAGGAAAAAAAAAUAUAAAAAUAAGAUCGAAAUAUGAAAAAAUAUUUUUUACUUCUUUAUCAUCAUUUAUUUUUGCGGAAAGAAAUUUAUGGAUUUUCCAUCAGUUAUGAAUUGUCACGAUAAUCUCUUGUUGGCUAAAUUCUAUGUCAUAAUUAUGUUUUGACACCUCGUUUUGCAGGUGAAACACCUUUAAAAUGAGGCUCAUUUUGUCACAGUUUAUGUGCAUAAAUAGUACAUGUCAAACACAAACUUCCCGGCUUUGCUUUUUGAGUUCCCCAAUUUUACGAGAUGACUUUUUUCACUGAUUUAGGAUAAGUCACACCACAACAUGACUAUCGAAGAAUGUAGUAAAUUUGUAGCGAUAUUUUUUUGCGUUUAUUUCAUAUUUAAGACUAUUGCACAUUUACAAAUUUUGCAUAUUACGCCUUCUAUAUAAACCGGUAUUGUACAUUUACGGCUUGUAUUUAUACGAUUAUCGUAUACUUACGGCUUGUAUUACAUCGUUAUUGUAUAUUUACGGCUUGUAUUACACCGUUAUAGUAUACUUUGCAUAUUUUCGGUUAAUGCAUAUUUUAGCACAUUUCUCAAACAUUUUGUAUUUUUCUCUCGGAUAAAUGCACUUUAUACUUUCAA
Messenger RNA from Hydractinia symbiolongicarpus, 3462 nucleotides. RefSeq names its product calcium/calmodulin-dependent protein kinase type 1-like. Bases 112 to 1668 code for a protein of 518 amino acids. The record is from RefSeq and is a predicted model, not a curated record. The transcript is spliced from 2 exons. Lineage: Eukaryota; Metazoa; Cnidaria; Hydrozoa; Anthoathecata; Hydractiniidae. Gene Ontology annotation, biological process: protein phosphorylation. Gene Ontology annotation, molecular function: protein kinase activity; protein binding; ATP binding.